Messenger RNA from Felis catus (domestic cat), 3071 nucleotides. It is a transcript of the gene CUL3, whose product is annotated as cullin 3. Gene Ontology annotation, molecular function: ubiquitin protein ligase binding. Gene Ontology annotation, cellular component: Cul3-RING ubiquitin ligase complex. The record is from RefSeq and is a predicted model, not a curated record. Lineage: Eukaryota; Metazoa; Chordata; Mammalia; Carnivora; Felidae. The transcript is spliced from 16 exons. The coding region runs from base 429 to 2735 and encodes 768 amino acids. Gene Ontology annotation, biological process: ubiquitin-dependent protein catabolic process; protein ubiquitination.
AUCUCUCCACUCUCCGGCUCUCCUCCCUCCCUCCUCCCCCCUCCACCCUCUGGGCCGGAUCUCGUCUCGCUGAGGCGGAGGAGGAGAAGGAGGAGGAGGACGUUCGGCCUGCGCAGUGAGAUGUUUGUCCGUCGCCGCCGCCGCCGCCAUCGCGGAGGAGCGCGAUAAAGGGAGCCGAGCCGGGCGUGAGGGGGACCCCGCGGAGCCGCCGCGCCAGCGCAGCCCCCCCUCAGCCGAGCCCGAGCCGCCGGAGCCCGAGCCGCCGCCGCCCCCGCCGCGGCCGCCCAGGGGCCGGCCAGCUCCUCAGCCCAGCCCGGGGGCCGCGCCGCCGCCCCCAGCGUAGCCCCUCGCCUGCCCGCCCGCCUUAAAUGUGACACCGGCGCCUCGGAGUGCGACCCGAAGCCGCCGCCGGGGAGGGGACGAGCACCAUGUCGAAUCUGAGCAAAGGCACGGGCAGCCGGAAGGACACCAAGAUGCGGAUCCGGGCCUUUCCGAUGACCAUGGAUGAAAAAUAUGUAAACAGCAUUUGGGACCUUCUGAAAAAUGCAAUUCAAGAAAUCCAGCGUAAGAAUAACAGUGGUCUUAGUUUUGAGGAGCUCUAUAGAAAUGCUUAUACAAUGGUUUUGCAUAAACACGGAGAAAAGCUCUACACUGGACUAAGAGAAGUUGUUACCGAACAUCUCAUAAAUAAGGUGCGAGAAGAUGUACUAAAUUCAUUGAAUAACAACUUUCUUCAAACGCUAAAUCAAGCUUGGAAUGAUCAUCAAACAGCUAUGGUGAUGAUUAGAGACAUACUAAUGUAUAUGGACCGUGUAUAUGUACAACAAAAUAAUGUGGAGAAUGUCUACAAUUUGGGAUUAAUUAUUUUUCGAGAUCAAGUUGUACGUUAUGGGUGUAUUAGGGAUCAUCUACGACAAACACUAUUGGACAUGAUCGCAAGAGAGCGGAAAGGAGAAGUUGUAGAUCGGGGCGCAAUAAGAAAUGCUUGCCAGAUGUUAAUGAUUUUAGGUCUUGAAGGACGAUCCGUCUAUGAAGAAGAUUUUGAAGCUCCUUUUUUGGAAAUGUCUGCAGAAUUUUUUCAGAUGGAAAGCCAGAAAUUUUUAGCAGAAAACAGUGCUUCAGUAUAUAUAAAGAAAGUAGAAGCUAGAAUUAAUGAAGAAAUAGAACGGGUGAUGCACUGCCUUGACAAAUCAACCGAAGAGCCAAUAGUAAAGGUGGUUGAGAGGGAACUCAUUUCCAAGCACAUGAAAACUAUAGUAGAAAUGGAGAAUUCUGGGCUAGUACAUAUGCUGAAAAAUGGAAAGACAGAAGACCUCGCUUGCAUGUACAAGUUAUUUAGUCGCGUGCCAAAUGGCUUGAAAACAAUGUGUGAGUGUAUGAGUUCCUAUUUGAGGGAGCAGGGUAAAGCCCUUGUUUCUGAGGAAGGAGAAGGAAAGAAUCCUGUUGACUAUAUCCAGGGCUUAUUGGAUCUGAAGAGUAGGUUUGAUCGCUUCCUCCAGGAAUCGUUCAAUAAUGACCGGCUCUUUAAACAAACUAUUGCGGGUGACUUUGAGUAUUUUCUCAACCUCAACUCCAGGUCCCCUGAAUACCUCUCAUUAUUUAUUGAUGAUAAGCUGAAAAAGGGAGUCAAAGGGCUAACAGAACAGGAAGUAGAAACAAUAUUGGAUAAGGCAAUGGUCCUUUUUAGGUUUAUGCAAGAAAAAGAUGUAUUUGAACGUUAUUAUAAACAACACUUGGCAAGGAGACUUCUCACAAAUAAAAGUGUUUCUGAUGAUUCUGAAAAAAAUAUGAUAUCUAAGUUAAAGACUGAAUGCGGAUGUCAGUUCACAUCAAAACUGGAAGGAAUGUUUCGGGAUAUGAGCAUCUCAAACACAACUAUGGAUGAAUUCAGGCAGCAUCUACAGGCAACUGGGGUAUCUUUAGGUGGUGUUGAUCUCACAGUCCGGGUGCUCACAACAGGAUAUUGGCCCACUCAGUCAGCCACACCAAAGUGCAACAUCCCACCAGCACCAAGACAUGCUUUUGAGAUAUUCAGAAGGUUUUACUUAGCCAAACACAGUGGUCGACAGCUCACGCUCCAGCAUCAUAUGGGUUCUGCAGAUCUCAAUGCCACCUUUUACGGACCAGUUAAAAAGGAAGAUGGAUCCGAAGUUGGUGUUGGAGGGGCCCAAGUAACUGGCUCUAAUACACGGAAGCACAUACUGCAGGUCUCCACUUUCCAGAUGACCAUUUUAAUGCUCUUUAACAAUAGAGAAAAAUACACGUUUGAGGAAAUUCAACAAGAGACCGAUAUCCCUGAAAGAGAGCUUGUUCGAGCCCUGCAGUCCCUCGCCUGUGGUAAACCAACCCAGCGGGUUCUCACGAAAGAACCCAAGUCAAAGGAAAUAGAAAAUGGUCACAUAUUUACAGUUAAUGAUCAGUUCACAUCCAAACUACACAGAGUCAAGAUUCAAACAGUUGCUGCCAAACAAGGUGAAUCUGACCCAGAAAGGAAAGAAACGAGGCAGAAAGUAGACGACGACAGAAAACAUGAGAUAGAAGCUGCUAUAGUGCGGAUAAUGAAGUCCAGAAAGAAGAUGCAGCACAAUGUAUUAGUAGCAGAGGUAACUCAGCAGUUGAAGGCUCGAUUCUUACCAAGUCCGGUUGUUAUUAAGAAACGUAUUGAAGGACUUAUUGAGAGAGAAUAUUUGGCACGAACACCUGAGGAUCGCAAAGUAUACACAUAUGUAGCAUAAAAUGCGUUCAGAAAUUUGAUUUAUUGGACUGUACUUUUCGCAUGGACUGAGAAGUUCUUUUAAAUCAUUAAAUAUUAAGACGGCCAUCUCUGCUAUUAAAUUACAGUACAUGUUCUAGACCAUUCAGAUCAAGCCUUUACUCCCUUUGAGAGUUUUCAACAUCAAUUGAUUGAGCUUCAGGCUUUACGUUUAUCCCUGUAGAGAUCAUCUUUACAGUUCCUCGGGAAAAUGUGAAUGUGCUGCGUUUUGUUUUCAAUACUGUAUGAAAACAGGAAAAAAUAAAACAAAAAUUUAGAAAAUACAGCUCAUUAAAAUAAAAUUGUUGGAUUUCAUUUC